CCUCACGACAGCCAUGGGGACUCCAUUUAUUUUCCCAGUAGGGCUUCUGUUGUUGCUGCUGCUCUUCACCGCGGCCCUCGCUCAAACUGAUUUCCACAUCAACCGAGUGUGCUCAACUUGGGGAAACUUUCACUUAAAGACCUUCGACGGAGAAUUCUUCCAGCUGCCAUCCACCUGCAACUAUGUCCUCACCUCAGACUGCAAGAACAGCUAUGAGGAUUUCAACAUCCAGAUCAGACGAGAGAUAGUCAACGGCUCCGCUACCAUCACUGAGAUCGUCAUGAAGCUGGAUGGGGCUGUGGUUGAGCUGACCAAGACUUCUGUAGUCGUCAAUGGCCAGGAGGUAUCUCUGCCAUCCAUCGUAUCUGGUGUGUCCAUUGAGAAGGUCUUCUCCUCGUUGACCAUCAAAGCUAAACUGGGAAUCAGAGCUUUUUGGAAUAUGGACGACUCACUUGAUAUUGAAAUGAACGAGAAGUAUCAGGGCCUAACGUGUGGACUUUGUGGAAACUUCAACAGUGUGCAAGCCGAUGAGUUUCUUCAAAAUGAUGUCAAAUUGAGUGCGGCAAACUACGCAGACCGGUUCAAAAUGGACAAACCCACCGAGAGCUGUAAAGAGGAUACCCUUCCAGAAGAAAUCAGUGACUGUGGAGACCAGGAUUUCUGUGAAGGAAUUUUUAAUCGUUCUGCAUUCAGCGAUUGCACAAACCGCCUGGAUACUGCAGCCUUUACUAAGGUGUGCCUGGCUGACAUGUGCCAGUGCGGUACAGAUGAAUCCUGCGUCUGCAAAACAGCCUCUGAGUUCUCCAGGCAGUGCAUUCAUGCUGGUGGUGCACCCGGAGAGUGGAGGACAUCUUUUUGUCGGAGGAGCUGUCCUUAUAAUAUGGAGUUUAAAGAGUGUGGCAGUGCAUGUCCCAACACCUGCUCCAACCAGCAGGCUAGCGACACCUGUGGCUUCCACUGCCACGAUGGUUGCUAUUGUCCUACAGGAACGGUCUUUGACGACAUCACCAAGAGUGGCUGUGUACCAGUGAGUGAAUGUUCAUGCAGGCACAAGGGUGAAGUGUACCAGUCCGGAGAGUCCUACUCUCUCCCCUGUUCCACUUGUGUUUGUUAUGGCGGCCUGUGGAAGUGCACGGAGAAGGACUGCCCGGGCACCUGCUCUGUAGAGGGAGGCUCCCACAUCAACACUUUUGAUGGGAAGGUGUUUACUUUCCAUGGAGACUGCUCAUACACAUUGACCAGGCACUGCCAGGGGUCCCUGUUCACUGUGCUGGUGGACCUGGUCCAGUGUGGUCUGGCUGACAGUGAAACCUGCCUGAGGGCUGUGACUCUGGGUCUGUCCGCCAACUCCUCCACCAACCCCACUCAGGUCAUAAAAAUCCUUUCAGGAGGCCAAGUCUACGUAAACCAAAUCAUUUCUCAGCUCCCCCUUUUCACCGCCGAACUGAGCAUCUUCCAGCCCUCCUCCAUCUACAUGCUCAUCGACACAAACGUGGGCUUGCAGCUCAUGGUACAGCUCUCGCCCAUCAUGCAGAUCUUCGUCACCCUCGACACGUCCCUGAUAGGAACCACUUGUGGUCUGUGUGGAAACUUCAACAACAUCAUGGCUGAUGACUUCCGGGUGAUGAGUGGACUGGUGGAAGGGACUGCGGUCGCCUUUGCCAACUCAUGGAAGACCAGAGCCGACUGUGCCAACGUUAUCACACGCUUCGGACACCCCUGCAGCCAAGGAGUCUCCAAUGAGCGCUAUGCCCAGUACUGGUGUUCCAAACUAACAGACUCAAAUGGAGUGUUUUCCAGCUGUCACGCUGUGAUCGAUCCAAAAAUAUACAAAGAUAACUGCAUGUAUGACAGCUGUAACUGCGAGAACAGCGAGGACUGCAUGUGUGCUGCGGUCUCCUCCUACGUGUACGCCUGCUCCCUCGCAGGGGUCAAGCUCAGUGACUGGAGAGGCGUCAUCUGCAGCAAAUAUGCGUCAGCCUGCCCUAAGGAAACGGUAUACAGCUACAACAUGACCUACUGCGGGCGCACCUGCCGUUCCCUGAACCAGGUGGACUACUCCUGCAAGGUCACCAUGGCAGCCGUGGAUGGCUGUGGGUGUGAAACGGGCACCUACAUGAAUGACAAAGGUCAAUGUCUGAACAGCUCCAGCUGUCCCUGCUACGACCAGGAAAACAUCAUCAAUGCUGGGGAGACUGUCACCAAAGAUGGUGUCACAUGCUAUUGUCGACAUGGAGCUCUCGACUGCGGAGGGUCAACCCAAUUACAGAUCAUUCAGACCUGUUUCACUCCCAUGGUCUACUUUGAUUGCUCUACUGCUGGAAUUGGCUCCAAUGGCGUUGAAUGUCAGAAGAGCUGCAACACUCUGGACAUGGCCUGUAUCCAUACAGGGUGUGUGUCAGGAUGCAUGUGCCCCUCUGGCCUGGUGUCGGAUGGCAAGGGGGGCUGCAUCUUGGAGAGCAGCUGUCCCUGUGUCUACAAUGGAAACACCUAUACACCUGGGGAGACACUGUCAGUGGACUGCAACCAAUGCAAAUGCACCAACCGGAGGUUUGAGUGUACCAAAAAUGUGUGCGAUGAAGUCUGUAGUAUAUAUGGUGAUGGACAUUACUCCACUUUUGACGAGAAGAAGUUUGACUUCAGUGGACAGUGUGAAUACACUCUCAUCGAGGACUACUGUGAUGAAUCAAGUGGAACGUUUCGAGUCAUCACAGAGAACGUACCCUGUGGAUCAACAGGGACAACCUGCUCCAGGGCUAUCAAGAUCUUCAUGGGGGCAAAUGAGUUCCAGUUGAUGGAUGGAAAAUACUCUAUGGUUAAAGGCAAUGGUACUGAGUUCCCGAUCCAGGUGCGCAAGAUGGGCCUUUACAUGGUCGUGGUUCUGAAGCAGGGACUCGUGCUUAUGUGGGACCAGAAGACCAGCCUCUUUAUCCGAUUGAGCGCAACAUACCAGGGUCAAGUGUGUGGUCUAUGUGGAAACUAUGACGGCAACAGCAAGAAUGAUUUUACCACACGUUCUGGCGAGAAUGUGGUUGAUACUUUGGACUUUGGCAACAGCUGGAAGGUGUCAGGCACCUGUCCAGAUGCUGAGCUGGCCAGCGACCCCUGUUCUGCCAACCCUUACCGCGAAGCCUGGUCCAAAAAGCAGUGCAGCAUCAUCAACAGUAUUACUUUCAAGAAUUGUCACUCAAAGGUGGACCCUGGUCCUUUCUAUCAAGCCUGUGUCACAGACUCCUGCGCUUGUGACACUGGUGGUGAUUGCGAGUGCUUCUGCACAGCCGUGGCCGCAUAUGCAAAAGCCUGCUCUGAAGCCAGCGCAUGUGUCAGAUGGAGAACCCCAAAGAUCUGUCCUGUGUUUUGUGACUACUACAACUAUCCCAGUGGCUGUGAGUGGCACUACAAGCCAUGUGGCGCUCCCUGCAUGAAGACCUGCAGGAACCCAACUGGGAACUGCUCCAAUCUCAUCACCGCCCUAGAAGGUUGCUACCCAAAUUGUCCACCGACCAGUCCAUUCUUUGACGAGGACAACAUGAAGUGUGUUUCCAUUGACCAUUGUGGUUGCUACGAUGUACAAGGCAAUCACUAUGCUGAUGGGGCUGUAGUCCCAUCACAGAACUGUUAUGUCUGCUCAUGUACUAAUUCUGGAAUAAGCUGCAUAUAUGAUGUCACCACUUGCAAAUGUUUAGUCAACGGUAAAUUCUACCCAUAUGGGGCGGCAAUUUACAAUACCACUGAUGGACUAGGGCAUUGUAUCACCGCCACAUGUGCGGCAAAUGAUACAUUAGUCCGAGGAUUGUAUCCAUGUGUAACCACAACCACUCCGGAGCCAUCCACAACACCUCUUAUCACAACCACUGUGGCCAGCACAAUCACCGAGAUCUUCACAACACCAGGCCCAUUCACAAUCUUCACAUUUUCAACACCUGAAGAAACCACUGGCACAACAACUGCUGCUACAACAGCUGUAGUUGAAACAACCACCUCAGUGGCAAAGCCCUCAACAACUAGCCCUGAAACAACAGUUGUAACUUCAACACCAACCGUUGAGACAGUAACAACAGUAACCACAGUGACUACAACAGAAGGUACUACUGAAAAACCAACUGAAACUUCAACAUCCAAGGUUUCAACAGCUGCGACUGUAUCAACAACAAAGCCACUCAAAGAAGAAACCACUGGUACUACAGAAAAACCAACUGAGACUUCAACCUCCGAGGUUUCAACAGCUGCGACUGUAUCAACAACAAAGCCACUUAAAGAAGAAACCACUGGCACAACAACUGCUGCUACAACAGCUGUAGUUGAAACCACUACCUCAGUGCCAAAGCCCUCAACAACUAGCCCUGAAACAACAGUUGUAACUUCAACACCAACCGUUGAGACAGUGACAACGGUGACUACAGUAGUAACAGCAGAAGGUACUACAGCCAAACCCACUGAAACUCCCACAUCCGAGGUUUCAACAGCUGCGACUGUAUCAACAACAAAGCCACUUGAAGAAGAAACCACUGGCACAACAACUGCUGCUACAACAGCUGUAGUUGAAACAACCACCUCAGUGCCAAAGCCCUCAACAACUAGCCCUGAAACAACAGUUGUAACUUCAACAUCAACCGUUGAGACGGAGACAACAGUGACCACAGUGACUACAACAGAAGGUACUACAGCCAAACCCACUGAAACUUCAACAUCAGAGGUUUCAACAGCUGCGACUGUAUCAACAACAAAGCCACUCAAAGAAGAAACCACUGGCACAACAACUGCUGCUACAACAGCUGUAGUUGAAACCACUACCUCAGUGCCAAAGCCCUCAACAACUAGCCCUGAAACAACAGUUGUAACUUCAACACCAACCGUUGAGACAGUGACAACAGUGACUACAGUGACUACAGCAGUAACAACAGAAGGUACUACAGAAAAACCCACUGAGACUUCCACAUCCGAGGUUUCAACAGCUGCUACUGUAUCAACAACAAAGCCACUUAAAGAAGAAACCACUGGCACAACAACUGCUGCUACAACAGCUGUAGUUGAAACAACCACCUCAGUGCCACAGCCCUCAACAACUAGCCCUGAAACAACAGUUGUAACUUCAACACCAACCGUUGAGACAGUGACAACGGUGACUACAGUAGUAACAGCAGAAGCUGCGACUGUAUCAACAACAAAGCCACUUAAAGAAGAAACCACUGGCACAACAACUGCUGCUACAACAGCUGUAGUUGAAACAACCACCUCAGUGCCAAAGCCCUCAACAACUAGCCCUGAAACAACAGUUGUAACUUCAACAUCAACCGUUGAGACGGAGACAACAGUGACCACAGUGACUACAACAGAAGGUACUACAGCCAAACCCACUGAAACUUCAACAUCAGAGGUUUCAACAGCUGCGACUGUAUCAACAACAAAGCCACUCAAAGAAGAAACCACUGGCACAACAACUGCUGCUACAACAGCUGUAGUUGAAACCACUACCUCAGUGCCAAAGCCCUCAACAACUAGCCCUGAAACAACAGUUGUAACUUCAACACCAACCGUUGAGACAGUGACAACAGUGACUACAGUGGCUACAGCAGUAACAACAGAAGGUACUACAGAAAAACCCACUGAGACUUCCACAUCCGAGGUUUCAACAGCUGCUACUGUAUCAACAACAAAGCCACUUAAAGAAGAAACCACUGGCACAACAACUGCUGCUACAACAGCUGUAGUUGAAACAACCACCUCAGUGCCACAGCCCUCAACAACUAGCCCUGAAACAACAGUUGUAACUUCAACACCAACCGUUGAGACAGUGACAACAGUGACCACAGUGACUACAACAGAAGGUACUACAGCCAAACCCACUGAAACUUCCACAUCCGAAGUUUCAACAGCUGCGACUGUAUCAACAACAAAGCCACUUAAAGAAGAAACCACUGGCACAACAACUGCUGCUACAACAGCUGUAGUUGAAACCACUACCUCAGUGCCAAAGCCCUCAACAACUAGCCCUGAAACAACAGUUGUAACUUCAACACCAACCGUUGAGACAGUGACAACAGUGACUACAGUGACUACAGCAGUAACAACAGAAGGUACUACAGAAAAACCCACUGAGACUUCCACAUCCGAGGUUUCAACAGCUGCUACUGUAUCAACAACAAAGCCACUUAAAGAAGAAACCACUGGCACAACAACUGCUGCUACAACAGCUGUAGUUGAAACAACCACCUCAGUGCCAAAGCCCUCAACAACUAGCCCUGAAACAACAGUUGUAACUUCAACACCAACCGUUGAGACAGUGACAACAGUGACCACAGUGACUACAACAGAAGUUACUACAGCCAAACCCACUGAAACUUCCACAUCCGAAGUUUCAACAGCUGCGACUGUAUCAACAACAAAGCCACUUAAAGAAGAAACCACUGGCACAACAACUGCUGCUACAACAGCUGUAGUUGAAACCACUACCUCAGUGCCAAAGCCCUCAACAACUAGCCCUGAAACAACAGUUGUAACUUCAACACCAACCGUUGAGACAGUGACAACGGUGACUACAGUAGUAACAGCAGAAGGUACUACAGCCAAACCCACUGAAACUCCCACAUCCGAGGUUUCAACAGCUGCGACUGUAUCAACAACAAAGCCACUUAAAGAAGAAACCACUGGCACAACAACUGCUGCUACAACAGCUGUAGUUGAAACAACCACCUCAGUGCCAAAGCCCUCAACAACUAGCCCUGAAACAACAGUUGUAACUUCAACACCAACCGUUGAGACAGUGACAACGGUGACUACAGUAGUAACAGCAGAAGCCUCAGUGCCAAAGCCCUCAACAACUAGCCCUGAAACAACAGUUGUAACUUCAACACCAACCGUUGAGACGGAGACAACAGUGACUACAGUGACUACAUCAGUAACAACAGAAGGUACUACAGAAAAACCCACUGAAACUUCAACCUCCGAGGUUUCAACAGCUGCGACUGUAUCAACAACAAAGCCACUUAAAGAAGAAACCACUGGCACAACAACUGCUGCUACAACAGCUGUAGUUGAAACAACCACCUCAGUGCCACAGCCCUCAACAACUAGCCCUGAAACAACAGUUGUAACUUCAACACCAACCGUUGAGACAGUGACAACAGUGACCACAGCAGUAACAACAGAAGGUACUACAGCCAAACCCACUGAAACUUCGACAUCCAAGGUUUCAACAGCUGCGACUGUAUCAACAACAAAGCCACUUAAAGAAGAAACCACUGGCACAACAACUGCUGCUACAACAGCUGUAGUUGAAACCACUACCUCAGUGCCAAAGCCCUCAACAACUAGCCCUGAAACAACAGUUGUAACUUCAACAUCAACCGUUGAGACAGUGACAACGGUGACUACAGCAGUAACAACAGAAGGUACUACAGCCAAACCCACUGAAACUUCCACAUCCGAGGUUUCAACAGCUGCGACUGUAUCAUCAACACAGCCACCUGCAGCUAGCCCUCAAACAACUAAAGAGGCAAUAGAAUCACUAACAAAGACUCUACCGCCUGCUGCAAGUUUUCCCCCAAUAAUUACUACAGCACUUCCUGAAACAAGCUUCACAACAAGCAUACCAACGGUUGAAACAAUUCAAACAGGGACUACCGCAACUUCGUAUGUCCCUACUACAGAGCUUUUAGUACAUAAAACUACUACCGGUAUUCCUUCAACUACGUCAUGCAAAUGUAUUGUCAAUGGAACAGAGUAUCUUCCAGGCCAAAUGCUGUACAACCGGGAUGACGGUUUGAAGUUUUGUUACAUAGCCCAUUGUGGACAGUCUUGUAACAUUACCACAUCUGUGCUGCCAUGUUCAACAACUGAAAUGCCAACCACCACUGCCGCCAGCUCUACCACACCAGGGGUCAGCUCUAAAGAAACCCUGCCUACUCCUACUUCAGUUUCCACCCCUGCUACAACACUUGGAAACUGUGUGUAUCUGAGUGAGAAGAAAGAGAAUGGGGAGACAUGGACUGCUGACAACUGCACCACAGCCUCCUGCAUCGAUGGCCAGAUCGUUCAGAACCCUGUUCCCUGUCCAUCUGUUGAGACGCCCCGCUGUUUAAAUAACAACACGGCUAUUCAGGUUGCAGAUGAAAGUGGAUGCUGCUAUCACUACGUAUGUCCAUGUCAGUGUACCAGCUGGAAGAAAACUUCCUACAUAACAUUUGAUGGAGAAUUGUACAAUUUUAACCAGAACUGCUCCUAUUACGCAAUGAAAGAGAUCAUUCCAAAAUACAACCUGACUGUAAUAGUAAACAAUAGAUAUUGUUCGAAAGAGGACCCCACAUUCUGCCCCCAAGCGCUCAUUGUAAACUACAAGCAGUACACGAUUGUCCUGACAUCAGAAAAUAAUGGAUUUAGCGAUAUGGUGCUUUUGAAUGACAAACGCAUCUUCCCUGCGUAUACCAACAACGACUUGCAAAUCACUGGUACCAAUAUGAUCAUCACAGUGCUAAUACCAGCUCUCGAUGCUAAGAUCGUCUAUGGUGUCACAAAUGGAGAAUCGUACUUCGUUAUCGAUUUAUCCCCAACACUCUUUAGCGGGACCACAGAGGGACUAUGUGGUACGUGCGACAACUCAAUAGCCAAUGACUGCCGCGGGCCGAACGGACAGUUGGAGGAGUGCACCGAUUCCGCUGGCAAAUGGCUUGUUCCUGACACAACCUGUGCCACAUCCACUGCCCCGCCCACUGUGUCCACUUCAACCAUAACACCAGGCACCAGCCCCACUCCAUGCCAGACCACAGCCUGUGACAUCCUGAACAGCAGUGUGUUUUCCCCAUGCCACUUGCAUGUGUCCCCUAAUCCAUUUAUGGAGACCUGUGAGUCAACCGUCUGCAAUGGGGAAAAUGUGUGCAUGAACUUUGCGGUCUACGCAAGCAAGUGUGCCCAAGCCGGAGUCUGUAUCGACUGGAGGAAUGCCACAAAUGGCCAAUGCGACCAUGAUUGUCCUAGCCACAUGGUGUACAACGCAUGUGGCCCAUCUGUGGUGCCUACAUGCAACUCCAAGUAUAAUGAAAUGUACAAUUCUGAGAUACAAAUACAGAACGGAACAUCGCUCCAGGAGGGCUGUUACUGUGCACACGGCACAACACGAUUCAACACAGCCUACGAUGUCUGUGUGACGUCCUGCGACUGUGUUGGACCUAACGGCAUGCCAAAGCAGCUGGGUGAGAGUUGGACAAGCGAUUGCAAUAACUGCCGCUGCGACAAUGAAACCAUGAGCGUCCAGUGUACUCCUGUGUCCUGCGUGGCAGAGCCCAGCCCCGACUGUAGCGACCCCGGCUAUAAAUCUGUUAACAAAACAGUUGACUGCUGCUUCAAGGAGACAUGUGAGUGCGAUACCAGUCGGUGUCCUGCCGUAUUACCUUGCCCCAUAGGAUUUGAAACCAACGUCACGAAGACCAGUGGAGAUUGCUGCAUAGACUAUUCCUGCGUUCCGAAAGAAGUGUGUGUCAACAGCAGUGUGGAGUACUCACCUGGGUCAAAGGUUCCGUCCUCAGAUCCCUGCGACGAGUGUUCCUGUAGCAACAAUAUGGAUGCACAGACAGGACUUCUCUCCGUUGUGUGUACACCUGUCAGAUGCAACAAAACCUGUGAAGCGGGUUACGAGUACCAGGCUGUUAAAAACAUGUGCUGUGGCAAAUGUGUCCAGAAGAGCUGUAUCAUGACCUAUAACAACACCAAGUAUAUCACACAGAAUGAGACGUGGUCGCCCCCUGGUGACAGCUGUAUUGAAUACACCUGUGAUUUAUCCACAACACCGCCUACCGCCAUCGAGUCCAAAACCAGCUGUGCCCAAUACAACCCAGAGGAUUGUGUGCCUGGCACCGAGACAACAGACUCUAAAGGAUGCUGCAAGACAUGCCAACUGCGCAGUGUGUGUGAGAUGAAGACCGAGGUGACCGUUAUUGAGAUUGACGGAUGUAAAAACCUGGAACCUGUCCAAAUGUCCUUCUGCUCAGGAACCUGUGGAAGUUCAUCCAAAUUCUCCGCAGCUGCAAACAAGAUGAUGCACAAGUGUGCAUGUUGCAAGGAGCUGACCACCAGUGUGAAGGAGGUGCAGUUGACGUGUGGCGACGGCUCCACCCGUACACAACAAUACACCAGCGUGGACUCGUGCAGCUGCGAGGACUCCGCCUGCGCGACGCAAGGGAAGAGACGCCGCAGACGCUAACGCAAACGAACAGCCAUCGGCGCGAUCCCGAACAUACGCCCCAUUGACUUUCCUCAUUUUACUGUAAUGAAACCAAUUGCUAGAAUGAAACAAAUACUUGUACUAGGUGUCAUUUGUUGUGACAUAUUUUCCCACAUAUUUGUAUUGACAUCUACUUUAGACUAGAUGUUUUGUUUUGUCACUAGAAUCAAAUAUAAUUUUCUGCAACCAUAAAA
Gadus macrocephalus (Pacific cod) is the source of this 10410-nucleotide messenger RNA. Its product is annotated as mucin-2. The transcript has 50 exons. Gene Ontology annotation, molecular function: protein binding. The record is from RefSeq and is a predicted model, not a curated record. Lineage: Eukaryota; Metazoa; Chordata; Actinopteri; Gadiformes; Gadidae. Gene Ontology annotation, cellular component: extracellular matrix. The coding region runs from base 14 to 10195 and encodes 3393 amino acids.